Molecule: messenger RNA, 3430 nt
Organism: Physella acuta
Lineage: Eukaryota; Metazoa; Mollusca; Gastropoda; Physidae
Product: Kv channel-interacting protein 4
Molecular function (GO): calcium ion binding
Source: RefSeq, a predicted model, not a curated record
UGUGGUCAAUAGCUUGCUCACUCAGGUCGCUCUCGUCAAAUUUCUCUGGAACUCAUCUGGUGAGCAGUGCACAACUGGGUCAGAGGUCACGUGUUACUGCACGUGCUGUGGGAUCUCUGGGAUUAAAGUUGACCUCCAUCGCGGGAGAUUGUUUUCAUUGGAUUGUACGGCGUGUCACUGGAUGACAAGUGGUGUGAGUUCAAACCUUGUGGGACCAGCGUGUGAUUCAUAGCGGACCUGACGGGAGACUACAGUUUAACUAAAUACAGGUGACAUGAAAUAUUGGUCACGUGAUGACCGUAAGACUGUAAGGUCUGGUGUCCACGGGAUAUAAACAUGUCAGAGACACAAACAUUUGGUGAGGUCAAAACAUUUCUUUCAAGGUCAAACGUUUGAAUGCUGACUGGGGAUCAUGGGACAAAUUUACGAGAAGGUGCACAUCGGAGACAAUGACAUCGAGGACCUGGAGAUGCAGGUGGUCCGCUACAAGCCCGAGGGCCUGGACACCUUGUGUAAGACGACCAAGUUCAGUAGGAAGGAGCUGCAGAUCAUGUACAGGGGCUUCAAGCAGGAAUGUCCGACUGGUAUAGUCAACGAGGAGACGUUCAAGGAAAUUUACGCUCAGUUUUUUCCUCAGGGUGAUGCUUCAGCAUAUGCCCACUACGUCUUCAACACAUUCGAUCACGAUCACAAUGGAUCGAUCAGUUUUGAGGAGUUCGUCAUGGGCCUGUCUGUCUUGUCAAGAGGAACAUUCCAGGAGCGUCUCCAGUGGGCGUUUAGCCUGUAUGACGUCAACGGUGAUGGCGUCAUCACCAAGGACGAGAUGCUGGACAUAGUGACGUCAAUCUACGAGAUGAUGGGCCGCUACACGGAGCCGUCUAUUGACGAGACCACGGCCCGUGAGCACGUGGACCGUGUCUUCCAGAAAAUGGAUACCAACCGUGACGGGGUCAUCUCAGUGGAAGAGUUUAUGGACACUUGUCGAAAGGAUGAAAACAUCACCAAAGGCAUGUCGAUGUUCGAUACAGUACUGUGAUACAAGUAACCUUGACCUCCAGCUGUUGUAGGGGGUGGGGCGCCUCUGGUGUCCUCCCUGUUUCCCCUCAAGUCUUUGGCUCCGACGCUGACAUUAAAGCACUCGCUUACUGGUAGCAUUGACACUGUCACUGACACUAUACACUGUCACUGACACUAUACACUGACACUAUACACUGCCACUGACACUAUACCUUGUCAUUGACUCCAUAUAUUGUUCACCAUUUCUAACGUUAUUGUUUCUCUAGAACUUAUCUCUACCAGAAAAAAAUGGCACGCAAAAAGCGAAAUUUCUUUGGCAACUCAUAUAUUUCUCUCUCCCUCCCCCGUUCUCUCUGUCUCUCACUUACUCUUUCUUUCUCUGUCUGCGUCUCUCCGUCUAAAAAAUGAAAAGCGUUUUUGUUGCACAAGAAUUAUUUCCCCUGCCAUAAGGGAGACGAAUGCAGCACUCAGGGGAGACAAUGUAUAAUUUAGACAAUAGAACGGCAUUACAUCAGAUGAGCGCUCAUCUAUAUUUGCUGCUUGAAAAAAAUAGUCUAGUGACGCACCACACUAACUUAUAUGCAAGAAACUUUCCUCUACAUGUUUUAAAACCUUUUCAAAUACACAAACGCUCAUAAACAGUUUUGUCAUUGGAAAAAAGAAAUGUGUAAUUAUUUGAUAUUUUUUGUUAUUUUAAUGAAACGUAUUUCUCAUGCCUGUAAAGAUGUCCAUUCAUCUUUUUUCCAUUAUAUGAUUCUUUGUUGUUCUGUACCGCUAUUCCCCUAUACUUUUGUAUUGACUGGACAAUUUGUUGUCUGGACACUAUGUUGUCUGGACAGUGUGUUGUCUGGACAGUGUGUUGUCUGGACAGCGUGUUGUCUGGACAGUGUGUUGUCUGGACAGCGUGUUGUCUGGACAGUGUGUUGUCUGGACAGCGUGUUGUCUGGACAGUGUGUUGUCUGGACAGCGUGUUGUCUGGACAGUGUGUUGUCUGGACAGCGUGUUGUCUGGACAGCGUGUUGUCUGGACAGCGUGUUGUAUGGAGACGGUGUUGUCCGGACAGUGUGUUGUCUGGACAACGUGUUGUCUGGACACUGUUGUCUAGACAGUGUGUUGUCCGGACAGUGUGUUGUCUGGACUUAGCUGGACAGUGUGUUGUCUGGACACUGUUGUCUGGACAGUGUGUUGUCUGGACAGCGUGUUGUCUGGACUUAGCUGGACAGUGUGUUGUCAUGACAUGUCCUGGUCCUGUGUGGCCAGGUCCUGGUCCUGUCGAUGUAACACCUUUUGUUCUGUCCUGGUUUUUUCUUGUGAGCCACUGUCAUCUCUUGGUCCUGCCCAGAUCAUCUCAAGUCCUGGUCAUGUCCUGGUUACAUAGAGGACAUGUCCUAGUAUUAAAAUACCCUAGCAUUAUUUAACAUCUAAAGCUUUAUCUGACCUUGGCUUAGAAGGUUUCUCGUGAUGGUACGUAUUGUGGCUACUUGUUCUGGUACAUGUUUCAGUACAUUUUCUGGUACAUGUUCUGGUACAUGUUCUAGUACAUGUUCUAGUACAUGUUCUGGUACAUGUUCUGGUACAUGUUCUGAUACAUGUUUUUGUACAUGUCCUGGGACAUGUUCUAGUACAUGUUCUAUUACAUGUUCUGGUACAUGUUCUAUUACAUGUUCUGGUACAUGUUCUAAUACAUGUUCUGGUACAUGUUCUGGUACAUGUUCUGGUACAUGUUCCGGUACAUGUUCCGGUACAGCGCUAGCAGCCACCACCCUGUUUCUGUCAGAUCAUGAUUUACCGUGUAUGCUGUUAUUUUCAGCACUUUUCUCUUGAUGUAAUGUUUACUUUCUGAUUGAACAGAUUGAAUGAAACACACUAAAACAAUCAUAAAAUUAUCCACAUCGACAUAUACCAUAUGUACACAUCAGACCACAAACCUGAAUCCUAAACCACAACUAAACCCUACACCACAAGUAAACCCUACACCACAAGUAAACCCUACACCACAAGUAAACCCUACACCACAAGUAAACCCUACACCACAAGUAAACCCUACACCACAAGUAAACCCACUUGCAACCACACUUACUAAUACUACGAUUUACCCCAAUUGUACACAUAAUUUACCACCAAAGACCAGACACCAUCUAAACUGCAACAGUUACAUCAUCAUAAUACAACAUUACAAAGUGGUGCAAGUCAUGUGCUAAUGUUGACACCCUGAUGUGCUAAUGUUGACAUCGUCAUGUGCUGAUAUUGACAUCGUGAUGUUUUAAAUAUUCUGUGAUUGAGUGAUAUCUGUUAAUUAAAUUUAGAACUUGAUUAAAACAGAGGCUGAACGGAUGUUACAUUGCCAUUGUAUUUUUUUAUGUCCAAAUUUUUAUUUGAAAGUGAAAAAAAUAAAAUGUGUUCAUGAUAAAAC